AAAGUGUUGACACCAGUCUUCUGUGAGCACCCACUUUCUUAGGGUGUGUUGAUUUCUAUAGAUUUUACUCCUCUUGUUAUUUCCAUAGGUGUGAGAUGCACAAUGCGAAACCUAGGCCCCAGCUUUUGCACCAUGAUGCACAGGGUUGUACUUUUUGUACUGAACUGAUAGGUGGCCUAGUGGUUAUGCCCUGUACUACCAUUUUGAGGAUCUGGACUCCGUUCCUGCCUUGCUCUUUGGACCACAUUGUCAAUUCACACCGAAACUAUGUUCCAACUUCCUGUCAACAAUCUUGGCAGUUUAAGAAAAGCCCGGAAAACUGUGAAAAAAAUACUUAGUGACAUUGGGUUGGAAUACUGUAAAGAACACAUAGAAGAUUUUAAACAGUUUGAACCUAAUGACUUUUAUUUGAAAAACACUACAUGGGAGGAUGUAGGACUAUGGGACCCUUCACUUACAAAAAACCAGGACUAUCGGACAAAACCUUUUUGCUGCAGUGCUUGCCCAUUUUCUUCAAAAUUUUUCUCUGCCUACAAAAGUCAUUUCCGGAAUGUCCAUAGUGAAGACUUUGAAAAUAGGAUUCUCCUUAAUUGCCCCUACUGUACCUUCAAUGCAGACAAAAAGACUUUGGAAACACACAUUAAAAUAUUUCAUGCUCCAAACGCCAGCACACCAAGUAGCAGCCUCAGCACUUUCAAAGAUAAAAGCAAAAGCGAUGGCCUUAAACCUAAGCAGGCUGACAGUGUAGAGCAAGCUGUUUAUUACUGUAAGAAGUGCACUUACCGAGAUCCUCUUUAUGAAAUAGUUAGGAAGCACAUUUACAGGGAACAUUUUCAGCAUGUGGCAGCACCUUACAUAGCAAAGGCAGGAGAAAAAUCACUCAAUGGUGCAGUCCCCUUAGGCACAAAUGCCCGGGAAGAAAGUAGUAUUCACUGCAAGCGAUGCCUUUUCAUGCCAAAGUCCUACGAAGCUUUGGUACAGCAUGUCAUUGAAGACCAUGAACGCAUAGGCUAUCAGGUCACUGCCAUGAUUGGGCACACAAAUGUGGUGGUUCCCCGAUCCAAACCCUUGAUGCUGAUUGCUCCCAAACCUCAAGACAAGAAGGGCAUGGGACUCCAAUCAAGAAUUGGUUCCCUCGCUUCUGGAAACGUCCGGUCUUUACCAUCACAGCAGAUGGUGAAUCGACUCUCAAUACCAAAGCCUAACUUAAAUUCUACAGGAGUCAACAUGAUGUCCAAUGUUCACCUACAGCAGAACAACUAUGGAGUCAAAUCUGUAGGCCAGGGCUAUGGCGUUGGUCAGUCAAUGAGACUGGGUCUAGGUGGCAACGCACCAGUUUCCAUCCCUCAACAGUCUCAGUCUGUGAAGCAGUUACUUCCAAGUGGAAAUGGAAGAUCUUAUGGACUUGGGUCAGAGCAGAGGACCCAGGCACCGGCAAGAUACUCGCUGCAGUCUCCAAAUGCCUCGUCUCUGUCAUCGGGCCAGUUAAAGUCUCCUUCCCUCUCCCAGUCACAGGCAUCCAGAGUAUUAGGUCAGUCCAGUUCCAAACCUACUGCAGCUGCCACUGGCCCUCCCCCACCCAAUACUUCCUCAACUCAGAAGUGGAAAAUAUGUACAAUCUGUAAUGAGCUUUUUCCUGAAAAUGUCUACAGUGUGCACUUCGAAAAAGAACAUAAAGCUGAGAAAGUCCCAGCAGUAGCCAACUACAUUAUGAAAAUACACAAUUUUACUAGCAAAUGCCUCUACUGUAAUCGCUAUUUGCCCACAGACACUCUGCUCAACCAUAUGUUAAUUCAUGGUCUGUCCUGUCCAUAUUGCCGUUCAACUUUCAAUGAUGUGGAAAAGAUGGCGGCACACAUGCGGAUGGUUCACAUUGAUGAAGAGAUGGGGCCUAAAACAGACUCUACUCUGAGUUUUGAUUUGACAUUGCAGCAGGGCAGUCACACUAACAUCCAUCUCCUUGUAACUACGUACAACCUGAGGGAUGCCCCUGCUGAAUCUGUUGCUUACCAUGCCCAAAAUAACCCUCCAGUCCCUCCAAAGCCACAGCCAAAAGUUCAGGAAAAGGCAGAUAUUCCUGUUAAAAGUUCACCUCAAGCUGCAGUGCCCUAUAAAAAGGAUGUCGGGAAAACCCUUUGCCCUCUUUGCUUUUCAAUCCUAAAAGGACCCAUAUCUGAUGCACUUGCACAUCACUUAAGAGAGAGGCACCAAGUUAUUCAGACAGUUCACCCAGUGGAGAAAAAGCUCACCUACAAAUGCAUCCACUGCCUUGGCGUGUAUACCAGCAACAUGACCGCCUCGACUAUCACUCUGCAUCUGGUCCACUGCAGGGGUGUUGGAAAGACCCAGAAUGGCCAAGACAAGACCAAUGCACCCUCUCGGCUUAACCAGUCACCGGGCCUGGCACCUGUGAAGCGCACUUACGAGCAAAUGGAAUUUCCCUUGCUGAAAAAGCGGAAGCUAGAUGAUGACAGCGAUUCGCCCAGCUUCUUUGAGGAGAAGCCUGAGGAGCCUGUUGUUUUAGCUUUGGACCCCAAGGGUCAUGAAGACGAUUCCUAUGAAGCCAGAAAAAGCUUCCUAACAAAGUAUUUCAACAAGCAGCCCUAUCCCACCAGGAGAGAAAUUGAGAAGCUGGCGGCCAGUUUAUGGUUGUGGAAGAGUGACAUUGCUUCCCAUUUUAGUAACAAGAGGAAGAAGUGUGUCCGAGACUGUGAAAAGUAUAAGCCUGGUGUGUUACUGGGCUUCAACAUGAAAGAAUUAAACAAAGUUAAGCAUGAGAUGGAUUUUGAUGCUGAGUGGCUAUUUGAAAAUCAUGAUGAGAAGGAUUCCAGAGUCAAUGCUAGUAAAACUGCUGACAAAAAGCUCAACCUUGGGAAAGAAGAUGACAGUUCCUCAGACAGUUUUGAAAAUUUGGAAGAAGAAUCCAAUGGAAGUGAUAGCCCUUUUGACCCUGUUUUUGAAGUUGAGCCUAAAAUCCCUAACGAUAACCCAGAGGAACACAUACAGAAGGUAAUUUCUGAGGAUGCUUUAGAGUCUGAGAAGCUAGACCAAAAAGAGGAGGAUGGUUCAAAAUACGAAACUAUUCAUUUGACUGAGGAACCAACCAAACUAAUGCAUGAUGCCUCUGAUAGUGAGGUGGACCAAGAUGAUGUUGUUGAAUGGAAAGAUGGCGCCUCUCCAUCUGAGAGCGGCCCUGGUUCCCAACAAGUGUCAGACUUCGAGGACAACACGUGUGAGGUGAAAACAGGAACCUGGUCCGAUGAGUCUUCCCAGAGUGAAGAUGCAAGGAGCAGUAAGCCAGCUGCCAAAAAAAAGGCUACCGUGCAAGGUGACAGAGAGCAGUUGAAAUGGAAGAAUAGUUCCUAUGGAAAAGUUGAAGGGUUUUGGUCCAAGGACCAGUCACAGUGGAAGAACGCAACUGAAAAUGCUGAGCGCUUAUCCAGCCCGCAGAUUGAGUGGCAGAAUAGCACAAUGGACAGUGAGGACGGGGAGCAGUUUGACAACGUGACUGAUGGGGUGGCUGAGCCCAUGCAUGGCAGCUUGACCGGAGUUAAACUGAGCAGCCAGCAGGCCUGAGGGCUGGAGUCUCUGGCAUUGGUGACAAGUGCUGCAGCCUGGAACUCUGUUCUCCUUUCAGUGUGACUGCAAAGCUGUAUUCGAACUGGUACUGCCUUUUGAGUGCUGGCUCAUCAGGCUGUGGGGACAUGCGGCCACUCCGAUCCAAGUGGUUAUUUCUAAGUCUAUGACACACGAUUGGCUGAUCUUGCUUUAGAACGUGCUGUGACAGGCACAGUAACUAAAUGUGAAAAACCAGUAAGUUGGGGGCUCAUGAACGCACAUGAGAAAAAGCAGAGGUUUAUUUUAUCUGCCUUCUCAACAUUUCUCUCCCUCUGUAAAGUGUUUGGCUGGACGCCCUUGAGAAGCGUUCUCUUGAUGCAGACGGUAGUGCAGGGCCAACAUACAAGCUACCAGUCCAAUGUGUAUAGUAGACUUUGGGGAAAUUGAUUUUUUUUCAUGUAUUCAUUCUGAAUAGUUGAAAUGUAUAUUUGUACAGUCUUUUAGACCUAUUCAAGUGAUGCUUAUGAUAUUGUUAUUGUGUACCCAUCAUAGAUUUGUUUCUUUUUUUAGUGUUGCCCUUGCUGUGUUAAUAAGCGCUGUAUCUAGUUGACCUAGCAAAAGCCUGAAACUACGCUAGUGUGGACUUCGGGACAGACUUAGUUUUUGCACAUAACCUUGUACAAUCUCGCAGCAGAGGCCAGCCACAUAAGAUAUAUAUCUGGACUCUCUUGUAUUAUAGAAUUUUUCUUGUUCUGAAUAUCCUUGACAUUACAGCUGACAAAAACAAAAACUGGUAUUUCAGGUGUUUUCUGAAAUCUUUUAAGCUAAAAAUCACAUGCAAGAAUUGACUUUGCAGCUACUAAUUUUGACACCUUUUAGAUCUGUAUGAAAGUGUGUUGUGUUGAAGCAGCAAACCAAUGACUGCUGCCUUUUGGAUAUUUAGUUUUAUCUUUAGUUAAACACCACCCUGGUGUAGUCAUUUAUACCAUCUAAUAUAUGACACACUGUUGUAGUAUGUAUAAUUUUGUGAUCUUUAUUUCCCUUUGUAUUCAUUUUAAGCAUCUAAAUAAAUUGCUGUAUUGUGCUUAAUGUAAA
This is a messenger RNA of Kogia breviceps (pygmy sperm whale), 4653 nucleotides long. Lineage: Eukaryota; Metazoa; Chordata; Mammalia; Artiodactyla; Physeteridae. The record is from RefSeq and is a predicted model, not a curated record.